UAUUCCGACUGAAAAAGAAUAAUUUUCGCUUUCCAGGGUUUCAAAAAUGAUUUUCUUCAUUACGAAAUGUUUUCAUGUCCAGUUUAAAUCGGGUACCUCUGAAGCGAUACCCAUAAAUGAACACACGUACCAUUUGUUGAUGACAUGUUCCCACGACCCCCUCCCCUGUGGAAAAUAUUUUUGUGAAAGGAUCAUAUUGGCGAUAUUACUGCGAUCGGAGGUGGCUCCAUCUUGAAAGAUAUAUAUCGGUGCGUGCGGCACCAAAUAGGUGGGCCUGAGAACGGACGCUUUUAUUUUCUUCUGUCGUAAGCAAGGUAAGCGGAAGGGCUCUUGUCCAAAAAAGGAGUCCUACCUGUCUGUUGUAAUCAGACACUUUAGUGGCGAGUGACCUCAAAAUCAUCAUCUGCUAUAUAACAUUUCGAUUUGGGGGCAGAGCCUUCGUAACAGCUUAGCAAGAGAGAGAAAAACACUCAACAAAGGACAUUUUCCUCGGACUGGUUUUUGCAAUCGCACUUUGGCGCUUAACGUAUCAUUGAAUAACCUCUAUUCCGUUUUUUGCUGCUUCGGCCGAGCUGCUAGAGAUGGCAACGACGAUUUUAAAACUCCUGCUGAUAGCUUGUAUCGGAGCAGAAUUUGUACACAGCCAACUUCGAUCGAUUAGUCUCGGGCAGAGAGUCCCUGACGAGGAUGAAAUAGAAACAUGUGGAAACAUACGCGACAUAAUCAGAAGAAAUUCAGCUCGCUUUAGAAAAAUUAUCGUGAAGAACACAAACAGUGAGAUCAAUUUCGCAAACGAUGACUGCCGUCGAAUGACUGCAAGAGCGAAGAGCAAGCUGGAUGUGCUGGGAUCUACAGUGAAACGCCAAUGGAGCAAUGUAAAAUUGAAAGUUACUCUUGCUUGGACGGACCAAAUUAUGCCACAGGCACCAAUCUCGCUUCAUUAUGAAGGACGUGCUGUUCGUCUCCAGACCUCUGAUGGUGACACAGGAAAGCUCUCUACUUUAGCAGGCCUGGCCGUACAGGCAGGAUUUGACUGGGUGAAUUAUGCAACCAAAUCUUACAUCCACGCAAGCGUCAUUCGAGAUGUUUGCCAGACAUCCGUGGAUCUAGCCUUUAUCCUGGACUGUUCAGGCAGUGUGGGAAGCCACAACUUCAGAAAAAUAAAAGACUUCGUGAAAAAUGUGGUGGACUUCUUCAACAUCGGUUCAUCUGGGACACACGUGGCGGUUGUAACAUAUUCUACGUACCCACAAUUGGAAUUCAAUUUAAAAGCCCAUCACACCAAGUCGGCGAUCAAGAAUGCAGUGGGGAACAUAUAUUACCGAGGGGGAUGGACAUACACUGCAGACGCUUUGGAUUAUGUACGCCACAACAUUUUCACGACGUCACAAGGAAUGAGACCAGAUCAAGGCAUCCCAAAAGUGACUGUUUUACUUACUGAUGGAUAUUCCAAUGGGCGUAGUGUGAGCGGGCCUGCCAAUCAACUCCGUAACCAUGGUGUAAAUAUCUUUUCUAUUGGUGUUGGUAAUAACGUCAAUCCUACAGAGCUGAAUGUGAUUGCUUCUGACCCGGAUAGCACGCACGUGUUCCGAAUGAGCAGCUUUAACGAUCUGUCAGGCUGGGUCGACAAACUUAGUGCAGUAUCAUGUGAUGAGGGUGCCGCUGUCUCAUCGUGUGACGAUACUAUUACCACUGUGGAGAGCGACACGUUUAAAUACUUCAGGACACAGUUUGAUACCGUGGCCAAGAACAGAAUAUCUGUGGAAGUCAAAGACAUCGACGGCAUUUCCCAUCUCUACGCAUCGCUAACAAGCUCCAACCCAGGCCCUGUAGAUCCAGCCUCGUCCAAAAAUGAGAGUGAUGUGUCACCUCGUGCCAUUUCCUUGUCUCUAUCCGCAUCAAAUAAGAUCGUUUUCGUGGCAGUUCAAGGCCAGCACUCAAGCAAUAAAUUUCAGUUGUCCAUGUGGGAUGCUCUCUUCUCGCGUGACACUUACGUUGCAAGUGUCACGGAAGAACAAAACGCACCUGUCACGGUGCUGAAUGAAAAUCUGUCGCCAUACUCCUACACGCUCAAAUACAGCAUCAUUGAAGGUAAUGAUGGAAACACUUUCAGCAUUGAUUCGAACAGUGGUCUUAUAGAAACGACAAAGAAACUAGACAGAGAAACAAAAUCAUCCUACCGUUUGACUGUUCUCGGUCAGAACACUAACAACAGAUGCCACAAAGGUCGCGCUGUUGUUCUUGUUAACGUCAAAGACAUCAAUGACAAUCCUCCAAUCUUCCCACUCGCAUCAUACUCGGCAACUGUACCCGAAGAAACUCCCGCCAAUACUUUUGUUGCUAUGGUUACCGCAACGGACGCCGACACUGGCGUGAACGCGCAGUUGACUUACAGCAUCGUCGCGGGAAAUAACGAUAAAAGAUUCAAGAUAAACGACCAAGGCGAAGUAGAGACUACACAAGAGUUAAAUUACGAAGAUAAGAGUAGCUACGCUCUUACAAUCUCUGUCAAAGACGGCGGAAGCCCAAGCAAGAGUGCUACCACAGUGCUAACUGUAAUUGUAGAAGAUAUCAACGAACCCCCUUAUUUCGUGAAGGACUGCGCGCGAAAUAGCACUUGUAAGUUCUCGGUGAAGGAAAACAACAACCGCAAUGCGCCAUUAGGCAUGAUUCAAGCUAAAGAUCCUGAUACAGGCUGUAGUUCUUUAACUUACGAAAUUGUCACGGAGCAGUCGCAAAAUUCCAAGGUCUUUGGUAUUGAUAGCAGUGGGCAAGUACAUGUGCUUGUAAAAUUAGACCGUGAGAUGAAGCCGCAUUAUACAGCUGUGAUUACAGUGCAAGACUGUGGUUCACCAGCGCUGGAAGUAUCAACUCGCAUUAAAGUAGAAGUUCUGGACGAAAACGAUGAGAGCCCACGAUUCACACUGAACUCGUAUAAAGCAUCUGUGCAAGAAAACAUCGCUCCAGGAAGCACUGUUGUACAAGUCUCUGCCUUUGAUGCUGACGCCGGGUCCAACAGCGAGUUAUCAUACAAUUUAACUUUUGGGGAUACGAGUGCAUUUAUGAUCGACCCACGCACUGGGACAAUUACGAGUAAAGUGUCGUUCGACAGAGAAACCAAGGCCUCUUAUUUGCUCACCGUGCGCGCGAGGGAUCAUGGGCAAAAUCCUCAGGACGGUACCGCGACGGUGGAUAUUACGAUUCUAGACGUGAAUGAUAACAAACCGGCAAUUAACAACUUACCAGCGACAAAACAAGUUCCUGAAGACAAAAACACCGGGGAAGUGGUAUUUGUUGUUACAGCGACUGACCGAGAUUUAGGUGUGAACGCUGAUAUGCGGUAUUACAUCGACAAAGGAAACGAACAGAAUUUGUUCAACGUGGAUGCUAAAACAGGAAGUAUGACUCUCGCUCGUAAACUGGACUAUGAAAUAAGAAUAAGCUAUACACUGAAAGUCCGCGUCAUAGAUAGAGGAAGUCCACCUCUGUCCUCAUCUGCUGAUCUUACAAUCUCGGUGCAGGACGUGAACGACAACGCCCCAGUGUUUAGCCUCUCAUCCUACAGAGCAACAGUACAGGAAAAUAAAGCAAGUGGAACAUCAUUUUUCAGGGUAACUGCUACAGACUUAGAUUCCGGAUCAAAUGGAGCUAUAACGUAUACUAUUGUUGGGGGCGUGAAUGGAAACUUUUUUGAGAUCGACAGCAAAGGGUAUCUUUUGAUCAAAAACCCACCUGACUACGAAACCAAAAAGCAGUUCGACUUGAUGGUAGAGGCAAGGGAUGGCGGUAACCCUGCAAAAUCAGCCACAGUUCCGGUGAAGGUUUUCAUUGAAGACGUAAAUGACAAUGCACCCUCAUUUAAUCAGUCAAGCUAUCACUUAGUUGUCCGCGAAGACGCAGCAGUGCGUAAGAGGGUUGGAGCAGUCUUCGCUACAGACAAAGAUUCUGGGGUAAGAGGCAGGCUGCUGUACACCAUAACGGGAGGAAACGUGGGCAGUGCCUUCACAAUUGAUGGAAAUACUGGUGUCCUCAGUGUCCAGUCCAGACUCGACAGGGAGACAACUGCACUGUACACUCUGAAAGUAGAAGCACGCGAUGGUGGAAAUCCAUCCAAAGAUGCUCUUGUCGACGUGCAAAUCACAAUUUCAGAUGUGAAUGACAACGCACCUUUAUUUGACAAAUCAAGCUACAGUGCGUCUAUCAGCGAGGCUGCUUCUCCUCCAGCAUCCGUUGUCAAGGUUUUUGCUCAAGACAACGACGUAGGACUCAAUAAGGAAAUAACUUAUGAUAUUAAGACCGGAAAUGAAGACGGAACGUUUAUCUUGGAUAAAAAGAAUGGAUCGAUUACACUUAAUCAAACACUUGAUCGCGAGAAGAAGGCUGCCUAUGGGCUGGUUGUGACCGCAACAGAUCAUGGGACUCCUCCACUGGCGUCAUCGGUCUAUGUUAUGGUAACAGUUGGUGACGUCAAUGACAAUCCACCCUCCUUUCCGCAUUCGCUGUACAACUGCACUGUCGCUGAGAACUUGGCCAAUGGCGUGGCUGUGUGUUUCGUAACCGCCACCGAUCCAGAUUCGGGUUUAAAUGGCCAAUUGUUUUACAGCAUAAUAUCCGGCAACGAUGGAAAUGCCUUUGAUAUAAAUACGGCUACCGGAGAGAUCACAACACAGCGUACUUUGGAUAGAGAAUCUAUCGCUGUGUAUAACUUGACGGUGAAAGCAGAGGACGGAAAAAACAGCCGAAGCAUCAAAUCUUUGAGUGAUACCACGUCCGUUCGAGUUUAUAUCAUGGAUGAGAAUGAUAACGGGCCAGUCUUUGACCAGCCCGCUUACACGUUCCACGUGUUGGAAAAUGCAACGAUGUCUCAAUUGGUGGGACGAGUAGAAGCCAAAGAUAAAGAUGCGGGACUCAACGGAAAAUUGACGUACAGUAUAUCCGCUGGGAACUCUGGGGACAGCUUUAAAAUUGAUCCCGUGUCUGGUGUAAUUAGAGUCAACUCAGGACUGGACCGGGAAACCCAGGCCCGGUUCGCACUAACAGUGGUGCCAAAAGACUCUGGGUCACCCUCGCUCUCAGCCAGUGUCGUUGUCACGGUGGUAAUAGGUGACGUCAAUGACAAUCCACCAAUGUUUAGUCGGUCUGUGUUUUAUGGUAUCAUAAGGGAAGAUGCCUCUACUGGUUCAACAGUUUUGAAGGUUGAAGCAAAAGACAAGGAUGAAGGGUCAAACGGUCAACUACAAUUCAAUUUGCAAGGAGAAGGAAGUAAAAAUUUCAGCAUUGAUUCACGUGGCUUCAUUCAUACUUCCACACCUUUGGAUUACGAGAAGACGAGCUCUUAUAUCCUGACUGUCAUCGCAAAGGAUGGUGGAUCUCCUACGCAAACAGCGUCUGCGAAAGUUAACAUCACUAUCGUCAACGUGGACGACAACGUUCCUGUGUUUGAGACGUCUUCAGCACCGACGAAGGUGCGCGAAGAUGUUGCCAUAGGAACGCGAGUUGUGCGCUUGAACGCUACGGACGCCGACGGAAACGAUUUAACGUUUCACAUAAUAGACGGAAAUGUGGGUGGUGCUUUUGCUAUACAGAAUAUCUCUGGACUGAUAACAGUAGCGUCAAAGCUUGAUCGCGAAACAUUUGCGAAGUACCAUUUGGCCGUGCGUGCGAUGGAUGCAAGCGGAAAGUCCGUGACAAAUAAUGCAACAAUUGAAGUGGUAGAUGUAAAUGACAACGCACCCAAAUUCACCAGCCCCAACUAUUCCAAAGGUAUCAUGGAGAACUUAGCACCAGGUCAGCUGGUUGCUAACAUUAAGGCAACGGAUAAAGAUAUAGGUGACAAUGCUGUUAUCAGCUACGAGAUAACUUCUGGCGCCAGCAAUAAGUUCAAAAUCGAUUCUACAACUGGAGUUUUAACAACAUCUGAUAGGCUAGACCGUGAAGUAGCGUCCUCGUAUCGAUUGGUCAUCACGGCCAAAGAUCAGGGAAAACCUUCUCUUUCGUCCACCACCACUGUGUUCGUGACCGUCCUCGAUGAUAACGACAACUCGCCGGAAUUCUCGAAACCUUUCUACCAAGCGUCUGUACUCGAAAACACCGCCAUUACAACAAACGUUUUGCACCUGGUGGCCACAGACCUUGACGAUGGCCGCAACGGUCUGGUGACAUUUUCCAUUGUUUCUGGGAAUACCAAUGACGCAUUUAAGAUAGACAAUUCAACUGGCUUUUUAUCUGUCAAUCAAAAUUUGGACAGAGAGGCUGUUGCCUUCUACAGCUUAUAUAUCAGUGCUUCUGACAAUGCUCCAAACCCCAGAAGUAACUUUGUUCGCGUCAAUUUCACCGUAAUGGACAAGAAUGACAACAGCCCAGCGUUUGUAAAUGUGGAGAAUUUUACAGUUAUAGAAAAUGUGCAGAUUGGUGCCAACGUAGGAUCUGUUUCCGCAACAGAUGCCGAUGCUGGGAGUAAUGGUGAAAUCAGGUUUUCAAUGGUUAAAGGCAACGGUGAUGAUGCUUUCCGUAUAGAUCCCGUUUCUGGUCAAAUAAAGGUUAAUGGAAGAAUCGACCGAGAGAAAACUGAUAGAUAUGUCCUAACUAUAAUCGCGUCUGAUCAGGGAAAAACGUCCAUGAAAACUGCACAAAAUUUCUAUGUUACAGUCGAAGACCAGAAUGACAACCCACCUAAAUUCGACGCAAACGUUUUUCAAGGUACUGUCAAAGAGAAUGUUGCUGUAGUUGCCGAUGUCGUUCAGGUGAAAGCAACGGAUGCAGAUGUGGGAUCCAAUGCAGACAUCACCUACAGAAUCACCGGGGGCAAUUCCCAAUCCUUUUUUUCCAUAGAUAUUCGGACUGGCAUCAUCAACACCACUGCACAGCUGGACUUUGAAAAGACACCGGUAUUUAACUUGACCGUGUCUGCAUCGGAUUCCAAGUUCACGUCCAUUGUUAGCGUGAUUAUUAAAGUCAUUAAUGAAAAUGACAAUAAUCCUUCGUUCCCUCAGCCGACGUACUACGUAAGCGUCGCAGAAAAUUCUGCUGUGGUGACCUCGGUGGUGACAAUCACUGCUUUUGACGUCGAUCCAUUUGGUCAGCUCACUUACUCCAUCGAAUCUGUUCAACCCGGUAACCAUAGUGACGCGUUUAGUAUAGAUUUGACCUCUGGGCUGAUCUCAACCGCUGACGUGCUGGACCGAGAAAUGACUGACAGCUAUGUCGUCAUUGUUAAGGCAACGGACGGAGGAAAACCAUCUCUUCAUGGUUCUACCACAGUUAUGGUUAAUGUCACUGAUACAAAUGACAAUCCACCUGUAUUCAAGAACACUUCCAUGACAGCAGUUAUCUCCGAAGCAUCAGCGGUUUCUUCCUAUGUUACAAAAAUUACCGCCAGUGACUUAGACACUGGAAGCAAUGCUGAAAUAUCUUACCGCAUAAUCUCAGGAAAUGAAAUGUCAGCUUUUGCCAUUUUCUCAGAUACUGGUAUUAUAACAACAAAUAUGGAACUCGACAGAGAAAACAUUUCAAACUACGCUCUCAUCUGUCGAGCUACCGAUCAUGGAAACAAGCCACUGCAUUCCAUGUCAAUAAUCGUUCACGUGACUCUAUCAGAUGUGAAUGACAACGCACCCAAAUUUGAUCAAUCCGUGUACAUAGUCAAUGUGACCGAAGAUGUUUCAUCCGGGACUGUAGUAGAGGAGAUACACGCUGUGGAUAAGGACGCCGGGCUCAACGGACUCGUUAGUUACCAGAUCACGGAUGGAAAUGACGAUGGUACUUUUGAUAUUGGUAAUGGAACUGGUGUCGUGACAGUUUCUGGAAAACUUGAUCGGGAGACGCAAGAUUUCUACACGUUAAUUAUCACAGCAAGUGAUUCCGGUCAUCCGCUAAAGAGCUCCUCUGUACAACUGCUGAUCACAGUGACUGAUGUAAACGAUAACGCACCGCUGUUCAAUGCUUCUUCUCUUCAAGGUGCCAUCUUGGAGAACUCUCCCAUCGGAACCUCCGUCAUGCGCGUUAUUGCUACAGAUGCUGACGUCGGAGAGAACGCACAACUAAUGUUUAACUUCUCUACAAAUGUUUAUGUGGAUAUUUUUGCCAUCGACCCUGCAAGCGGGGAAAUUACUGCGUUGAAAUCACUCGAUCGCGAAAAGCAAGAUCUUUACAAAUUGAAAAUUAGUGUCAGCGAUCAUGGUGACCCGCGGUUAUCCUCAUCCGCUGACGUCACCAUCACCGUCACUGAUGUGGAUGACAACUGCCCGAAGUUUGUGCCCGCGGUGUAUAAUGCGACAAUUAGUGAGAAUUUGCCAUUCAAUCAGAGUAUUGUUCAAGUGACGGCGACUGAUGCAGAUGUCAAGGAUAAUGAAAAGAUGUUGUAUGCAAUUUGGCAAGGAAAUGAAGGCGGGGCUUUUACAAUUGAUAGAUAUGGCUUCGUAAGAGUUAGCUCCGCCGGAGUUGACCGAGAGGUUACGUCGUCUUUCCAAUUGGUGGUCCGGGCAGGCCGUGCCGACUGUGGUAUCAACAGUACCGGCGAUGGAAACACGGCUGAAGGAGGACCAGACGACAGAUUAGCUGCUAUGGCCAUCGUGAACCUUACUGUAAUCGAUCAAAAUGACAACGCCCCUCGCUUUACCCGCCCCAACUAUGAAUUCCCCCUUAGCAGCCCCAAUGAUACUAAUAUUGGCCGAAUUCAGGCGAUUGAUGACGAUCUUGAUUUGGGUGGAGUCGUAAAAUUCCGACUUCUUCAACAGAUCGAGGUUGAGAGAAAUUGGAAAGUGACAGUACAAGCGUAUGAUAUGGGUACCCCGAGUCUCAACAAGUCUAUCGAUGUCUUUGUUACAUCAAGGAUCGCUUGUCAAGCUAUGGUCUUUAAAGUCACUGAGGAUGGUGUUAUACAGGCAGACACUUUGUGUAAUUUUGUAAAGAUUCCAACAGCAGCAACUCGUCUCGUGGGCGAUAAACAUCAAAUGAGCUGCUUAGCAAAGGGUAACACUCGUCCCCAGUACCGCUGGAUGAAGGACGGCCGCUUUGUGUCAAACUGGGAUGAUCUUGGCGAUUACAUCAUUGAACAUAUGACCGAGGAAGACGAAGGCAGCUAUUCUUGCCUAGCCACGAGUUCAGCCGGCUUGAUACAGUCUUGUGUGGCUUAUAUGACAGUAAAUGAACCUCCAAAGAUCGUGGUACACCCCCAAAACAGCAGUGUAGAGCUGGGUGGUACGGUGACACUGGCUUGUAAUGCCACUGGAGAUCCUCUGCCCGAAUUUCAAUGGUACAAGGACAGUAUCCCAAUGGUAGAAACCAGUGAUAUUGAUCCAUUCAAACCGGAACUCGUGUUGAAGGAUGCACUUGCACAAGACGAGGCGCGGUAUUUUUGUCAAGCUAGCAACGUGGCUGUCAAAGUGAGGUCUGGCUGGGCAACGCUCAAGGUGUUUGGUAAAAAUGCACUUGUCUCUAUGACACUCUCAGUGACAAAUCCGAACCAAGAAGGAACCUGCCAGAUGUUUGACAAGAACGCGUUUCAACAACUUCUCAGCAAGGCUUUGCAGGCCAACGUGGACGUAGUUGGCUUUUCAGCGCCCGACCGGUGUGAGGAACAUCCAUGCAAUUCAAACCCGUGUAAAAAUGGCGCCGUCUGCUCCAAACAAGGCCUUCAGUAUGCCUGUUUAUGUAGACCGGGAUGGUCUGGGGACCAUUGUGAACUGGAUGUUGAUGAAUGCAGUGGAGAUCCUUGCUUCUAUAAUGGUACAUGCGCCAAUACAGCAGGCUCAUACAAAUGUAACUGUGCAUCGGCAAAGACAGGCAAAAACUGUCAAUUGGAAAAGAAGGCGUGUGAUGGUAAUCCGUGUAAAGGCUCGAAGAUCUGUGCCUUGUCUGAGCGCGCUCCUAAUGGAUAUCAGUGCGUUGACGAGGGGCUGGAGAUGGUUAUGGUGUUAUCUGGGGGCCAACAAGGAAGUCUGUUUGAUAUCGAAAAACAAGUUGAGAAUAUUAUCAGGUCCGCACCGAACAACGUGAAUGAGAGUGUGAACGCAAGGCGAGUCCGUAGGGCUGAUGUUAAAUUGGAUUAUGGCGCAUGUUCUGUCCGUGUCACAAAAUACCAGGAGGGCAAGGUUCAUUUUGUGCUACUGUGUCCACCAGAAAUGAAGCCUCCUGAGCCGCAAAGCGCUCAGCGGUUUGUUUGUGGUUUGUUAUUUGAUGCUGGUCGUUCGACAUCUUGUGGCGGGAGUGAUUCGAUGGAGACACCGGUUCCACCGACAACCACCCCUCCUAUGGAGCCAAUGGAGGUCAAGCUGGAGCUCUUUGCCCGCGACGAGUCUGGUAACGACCUAAACUCCGCAGAAGUGAUCGAUAUGAUCAACAGCGGAAGAAUGGAAGAGUUGGAGCAAAAUGGUUUCAAAGUUAAAAGUGCUACAGCUAGCUAUACGGAACCCUCUAAAGCUGACCCUCCCUCUAAAGUUGGUUUAAUCGUGGGUCUGACCAUCGGAUUUCUGGUCCUUACUAUUGCAGUAAUUGCUGUUGGAUUAAUAAUCACGAAAAGACGAAAAAAGCCACAGAAUUUCCACUUCUCGUUACAACAAAGAGCUGCAAUGGCACGUAAAGACAGCCAAGAGUGCAUUCUCAGCCGUGAUCGAUCCGUGAAAAACAUCUCCCGCUCAGAGAAACAUUACCUUAAUGUCGCGUACGACGACAUCUGCGAUAAUUCAGAUGAAGAGGGGCAACAACAGUUCAUGGUCGAAGUCGAUCUUGGCAAUUCAAAAAGCAGAAAAAUAGCCAUGGUGUGUGACGAGCCAUAUUUCUACGAGAAGAUCUCCACACUAGAGGCUGAAGAAAUGCUUUCUUCUAUGGUACAACCAGGAACCUUCCUUGUGCGUGAGGGAGCCAGUAGCAAGGAGUUUACCUUGACUGUGCGCGCUCCAGAAGGUGGACCUUCUUUCAGACACCUUCCAUUUAAGUACGACAAGGCCAGCGGUGCUCUUCUCGUGACAGAGUUUGGAACCAUGGACGAUGAAAUGAAUUUCAGUUCGAUGCAAGAGCUUGUCAGUCAUUUUCAAGUUACACCGAUCACAUUUGACGAAGAUUCGCCAGAUGUUGUCUUAACGCAUCCUUGGAAUAAGAGUGUCGUGUGAAGCUGUUUCCCUCGAGGUGGACUAAAGAAUGGUUUAAUUCUUAUUAUUAAAGUUGAAAAAGUCUAAAAUUCUCAACUUCACAAUUUUGAAGGCUUCUAACGUUCGCAUUAUAGCCAUAAAUGUUUGUAAUUAUCCGUAGUUGUCUCGUUGAAAAGUCUGUCGUUGUUAGAGAAGGCAAUAGAGUUCACCUAUUUUGAGUAUCUUGAACUCUAACUGUUUCUAGAAUUAACUGACCUGCAGUGGAACCUCUACUAUAGGGACACCCUCGUAGCGAUAACGAAGUGGCUUCUGUGGGGACGCCCUCCGAACGAAAAAAAGUGUCCCCUGGAAAAAGGUUCCUUUUCAAUGAAGGUUAUAAAUACAAAGUUUGCGCAGUGGAACCUUUCUUCAGGGACUUAAAGGGGGGCAAGACGAAGGUUCCUGUGAAAAGUGGUUUUCCUCCAUUAUAGGCUCAUUAAAGAUUCAAUGUCUGCUUUCGGGUAAACGAUUUAUCUUUUCUUUUUUACUAAAGUAGAGACCCGCUAACUCGAACUCGGUUAACAUGAACCCCCCCCCCCCCCGAACUAACUCGAACCAUUUUUUGUUGUUGUUUUCCUUAGGAGUUCGAGUCAGUGGCGUUCUAUUGUAUUCUCGCUUUUACUUUUGAUACAAAUUAUAAGGUUGAGUUCCGAAGUAGCUACCCUAGAACUCAGCCCGUAACCUUAAAAUCCCGCCGUCAUUAUCAUAUGGUUACGUUAUCACUUACAAUUUAUUAAAGGUUAAUACUAUUCUAACGUCUUACCUCUCACCGACUAUCAUCAUCGUCACCACUUUCAUCAUCGCUAUCGUCAUUAAUAAUUUAAAAUAUUAAAUUAAUAUUAAGUUAUAUUAUGAGUUAGUUUGCAAGAUUAUAAUUUUGAUGCUUUCCACGAGACCGUUCCGAUAUUUAAGAAUUAAUGAAAUAAUUUAAAUGUUUUGUGGCAUCGAUCGGUUGAGGACAAAACUUCCAAUUUCGAUUUAUGGAUUAUUACAAGCCCAAGUGAGACGUGUAUGGAUAAUUUUGUUAAGUAAUGUCUCUGGUAUGGAUAUGUAAAGUUUUUCGUCAAAAAUAAAGACAUUAUAUUAAAAGUUGAA
This is a messenger RNA of Stylophora pistillata, 12221 nucleotides long. RefSeq names its product protocadherin Fat 4. Gene Ontology annotation, biological process: homophilic cell-cell adhesion; cell-cell signaling; multicellular organism development. The record is from RefSeq and is a predicted model, not a curated record. NCBI's taxonomy places the organism in Eukaryota, Metazoa, Cnidaria, Anthozoa, Scleractinia, Pocilloporidae. Gene Ontology annotation, cellular component: plasma membrane. Gene Ontology annotation, molecular function: calcium ion binding.